CUAUGUAAACAUUGUUUUUUUAUAUAUAAUUCCAUUUAGUAACUCUUCAUUUGGGCUUCUUGAGCUCAUUCUUAUCGAUGUUUCACAAUGAUUCCUUGGAAUCUUCUGAUAUUAAUGUCAAUUUUACCAUUUUCGUUUGGAAAUUUCAAUUUAACACAUCCGAAAAAUAUUUUAUCCAGAAAAAGGAGAUAUUUGGUUUUCCCAGAAGGAAGUUCUUUGCAGUUAGUUUAUUGUUUAACGAUGCCGUCACUCGGAAUGGGACGCAUAUUUACCAUAGGAUCCACUGCUGCAAUGGCAUGGAUAUUACCACACGAACCAACGAUUUUCCUCGAUAAGAAAAACAAAAAUAAUCGCCCUGAAAUGGACUCCAAAAUACCCGAUCACCUAGAAAGCCUACAAUCUAUAUACCAAGAGGAAGAUAACGGUAACAAUGAUGAAGAUUAUAAUCCAUAUUAUAACAGCCACGAUAUUGGUGAAAUGGGUAAAGAGGUGAAAAAAUAUUAUAAUUUUCAAGGAUACGAUAGCAUGCGUAGACCUGAUCGAAUCUAUUUUCCAAAUCACAAUUAUAAAAGAUUUCGAGAACAACCUGUAGAAUCAGAACACUGGCACAUCUAUAGACGAAGUAGAAGAAGCCUAUAUGAAAAAUUAGAAAAAUUUCUGAAUGCAUUGAAUAAAGAUGGUCAAGCAUGUAUCCUAAAGAUGAUAUGUGAAGUAAGUCAGAUUGCAGACAGAAAAGGAAAUUUUAUGGAAGAGAUUAUUAAAGUUAUAUUCAGAAUCAAAACACACAAUACAGCAAAUGAAGAUAUUUAUGAUGCAGCUGCAAAUGAAAGUCAUAACUGUAAAAAAAGAUAUGAAAGUUGUCAGGAGAGCUUUUUUGGUUUACAUGAAUAAACUGAAAACCCAUU
Molecule: messenger RNA, 905 nt
Organism: Coccinella septempunctata (seven-spotted ladybird)
Lineage: Eukaryota; Metazoa; Arthropoda; Insecta; Coleoptera; Coccinellidae
Exons: 5
Coding region: 88-891 (267 amino acids)
Source: RefSeq, a predicted model, not a curated record